UGUGGGUGACAGUCUGAGACCUCGCCGCCAAGCUGGGAACCGGAGAGAUGGCAGAGACUGACCCCAAGACCGUGCAGGACCUCACCUCGGUGGUGCAGACACUCCUGCAGCAGAUGCAAGAUAAAUUUCAGACCAUGUCCGACCAGAUCAUUGGAAGAAUUGAUGAUAUGAGUAGUCGCAUUGAUGAUCUGGAGAAAAACAUCGCAGACCUCAUGACACAGGCUGAGGUGGAAGAACUGGAAGGAGAAAACAAGAUACCUGCCACACAAAAGAGUUGAAGGUUGCUAAUUACCCUGAAAUCUGGAACACCAUUUUUCCAAGCCAAGAGAAGACUGAAUGGCUUUUUGCAACUAACUACUACUAAGUGUAGACAGGUUUUAUAUUAUAGUGCAUUCUUAUCACAUAUAAUAAGUUUUUAGAGUGAUUUUUCUCUCCGGUUUCUGGAACAUGGUAUCUUCACAUCUUGAAACUUGGUCAGUUGUGCUCUUAAUUAUUAAACACUAAAAUUUUGGCAGUUCCUGCAUAAAAUUGUCAAACUUUUUAGUGUAUUUUUGUGAAGUCCUUUUUUCCUGCCA
Molecule: messenger RNA, 575 nt
Organism: Marmota flaviventris (yellow-bellied marmot)
Lineage: Eukaryota; Metazoa; Chordata; Mammalia; Rodentia; Sciuridae
Source: RefSeq, a predicted model, not a curated record